GCUACAAUCUUGCUUCUUAUUUUUGUUUCUUUUUCUUUCUUACCCUUGAUACCCUCUUUGAUAAGUGAGGGUGUACGUAUAACCGGUAGUUUGAACUAUGAUAAAAGCAUGAAUCGGCAUCUUCCACCGCGUCAUCAUCCACAACAACAGCAACAGCAACGAAAAAACAAACCCCUCCUCCCACCUUCCCCGUUUCCACCGUUGCAUCGUUUAUCAGAAGAAGAAAAAAAGAUCUUGAUUCGAUUAGAUUAACCUAGAUAGGGUGAUGGACGCCCGCGAUGAUAUACUUCUUUUGCUUUCCUUUUUGCUGUUGUUUCCUUUGCAUUGACCUUGGCUGCUGCCUUGCCUUGCCCUGCCCUGCCUUUAAUUUUCUUUUUACUAUAAUUUUUAUCUCCGUCGUUGUUUUCUUCUUCUCGGUCCGGCCCGUGGUUCGUCUCUGCCCCGCUGCCGCCCAUUCAUCGUUGACGGAUAGAUUAGCCAGAGCGAAGCGGAAGAGGAACAAACGUUGCCCCCCCUCCCCCGUUGCAACGCUGUUUUUUUUUCGCUAGGGCAAGGGAAAAUUUCCCGGUACAUGUUUGGCUUUCUCAUCCUUGGCUUGUAUUGCUUCCGGGUUGCUUUGCUUUUUUCUUUAUCUAUUAUGUUUAUGGGAAAGCCUAGAUGGGAUGGAGUGAGCGUCAUUGAUAUCGUGACCUCCAACUGCUUAAUCGGUGAGUAGAGAAACUCCAUGUACAAACUCCAAGUAUUCGGCGAAGAAGAAUACCAUUAGUAACAGCAUGAUAAUUAGCCCAUGUCGCAUCCAGUCGUGGUGCAGAAAUAUUUGAGAUUGCGCAGAGCAAAAUCUAAAGUUUAUUACUCUCCCUUCUGCGCGUCCGUCCUCUGGCAUAAACUUUCAACAUGAGAAAGGUUAUCUGAUCGGGGGUGAUUAUUCCCGUCGUUCCACGACUUCUCAACCGUAGUUCACUAGACUACACAGACGUGGUUCCUUAGAUCCGGACCACGAAGCCUAUUGUAUUUUGUUUUUUGUGUUACUUUCGCCGACUGUACAACUAGUGGGGUCGAUAGCAUCAUAGAGCAGCAGCUACACAUACAUCACGAUCUCGAUAUCGUAGACUUUCUUCUUCCUGUACAUGUCAAUCCCGCAAUACAGAGUGGUACUCCAAGAUCGCUAGUCCCUGUGUACUCGCACAGCCGCCCGCACCGUGUACAAGAUAGUUGCUUGCGCAAAGCGGCCACAAGAAACGUCCCGGAGCCGGCCAUUUCGGCAACGACAGUACCCCCGCCAAAUCAAAGAAGGCAAAGAAAAUACAAGCGCAAGACAGAACAACAUCCAGUAGUUUGACGAAGAAAUCACUCCGACACUCUCUGUACUCUGGUAUUGUCCUCUUUUUGACGUAUUUUGCACUUCUUGGUUGGGCGCACAAGUCCAGAGAGACGUUUCGUCUCGUAUUGGCUCGUGUCCCCGCAUGCAGUGCGACCUUUGCAUAGGUAGACCCGCGCGGGCGUCGCCCGAAUCCACGGUUGUAACAGGGGUACUGUCGUCCAAC
Messenger RNA from Periconia digitata, 1544 nucleotides. The record is from the annotation of a GenBank genome assembly. NCBI's taxonomy places the organism in Eukaryota, Fungi, Ascomycota, Dothideomycetes, Pleosporales, Periconiaceae.